Messenger RNA from Echinops telfairi (small Madagascar hedgehog), 852 nucleotides. RefSeq names its product Fc epsilon receptor II (gene FCER2). Gene Ontology annotation, molecular function: signaling receptor activity. Lineage: Eukaryota; Metazoa; Chordata; Mammalia; Afrosoricida; Tenrecidae. The record is from RefSeq and is a predicted model, not a curated record. The transcript is spliced from 9 exons. The coding region runs from base 1 to 852 and encodes 283 amino acids.
AUGGAGGAAAGACCAUACGUAGGAUUUGAGAAGCCCCCCAGGAAGCGGUGCUGCAGGCCGGGCACACGGAUCAUAUUGUUGGGGAUGGCGACGGUCUCCAUGGGUGCUGUGUUGCUGACUCUACUCAUCCUGUGGCGUGAGAACACCCACCCUUUCUCUGCUGCCCCAGUGUCUCGAGUUUCCAAGGACUUGGAAAGACACAAGAGUGACCAGAUGGCCCAGAAGUCCCAGGCUGCCAGGAUGCUGGCGAGCAUAGAGCACAUCCGAGCAGAACAGAAGAGCAUGCAGUCUCAGGAGGGUGAGCUCUCUCAGAACCUGGAUGUCCUUGGAGCGGACUUGGACAACCUGAAAGCCAAGAGCUUGAAUGAGAAGCGUGACGCCUCAGAGACCCUAUGGAGACUUCAGGAGGAGGUGGCCAAGCUGUGGAUGGAGCUAAAGAUUGCCAAUGGCUCUGCCUGCAACAUUUGUCCUGAGCAGUGGAUCCACUUCCAGAAGAAGUGCUACUACUUUGGUAGAUCCAAGCCAAGAAAGUGGAUCCAGGCCAAGCACGCCUGCAGCGACCUACAAGGACGGCUGGUCAGCAUCCACAGCUCCCAGGAGCAGGACUUCCUGAGCAGACACGCCAGCAAGAAAGGUUCUUGGAUUGGCCUUCAGGACCUGGACAGGGAGGGCGAGUUUGUGUGGCCAGAUGGGAGCCCUGUGGAUUACAGCAACUGGCGCCCGGGGGAGCCCAAUGACCAGGGCCUGGGUGAGAACUGCGUGAUGCUGCUGGGCACCUCCGGCCAGUGGAACGACGCCUCCUGCCGACAGCCGCUGGAUGGCUGGGUGUGUGAGCGGCUGGCCACGUGCUGA